AUGGCGCCGGACGACGUCCAAGACACUUCCGCGGCGCCGCCCGCUCCUUCUCAGGCACAACUUGAGCCGCCUCCUGAGAAGCCCUCCGACAUCUCAAGGAGAACUCGCAUCGUUAUCUCCUUUUGGCUGCUUGUCCUCUGUCUUGGUGUACCUAUCUGGUGGAAGACGACUACUAUCUAUCGCGCAAAUCUCCCUCUCGAUGAGAUGAUGCAAUGGGCAGAGGGAAAGGCUUGCCGUCCUGUCUUUCCCCUCCAAAUCUCCGUCAAGGCUGAUGCGCUGCAAGAGAACGAAGCGCAAAACCUCGUCCGAUUGACACAGCAUGCUCUCGAUGAUCAUAACGACUUUUCGGGUCACCACCUUCGCCUGCAACUUGCUUCAAAGGGUGGCGCCUCACCAUCACCCGCUGCCGAUGACGAUUCGCAUGUCGCCCUGACAAUCCAACUUGCGCCCGGCGAGAGCAACUCUGCUUCUUUAGACCCCGACUCUGCCGUUCUCAACAUCGUUUAUCCCUCCAACGCAAUCCCUUCCGCAUCUUCAUCUUCCUCCGCCCUCGCAACUUACAUCGCAAACGAGCUCCAAUCAACCUUUUCCGAAGAACAAUCCAUCAUCUCCUACCUAUUGUCGACCUCCUCGGCUCUUGAUACCAAACCUCAAGGCUUGACCCCCGAGAUAGUUGAUAUGCUGUCUAAGCGAACAACCCGAUCCCUACGAUACUCGCCCACAUACCACCUCACGUUUUCCCUCUUCACCGCAGGCGCUGCUCCUAGUACUUGGGAUAUCGAGAAGGCGAUUGAGGAAUACAUGAAACCCAUGCUGGAUGUGUUGGGACCGAUCCACAACUUUACAAUUGAUACUCAGGUGCAACUUUAUGCGACACCAGGUGCGCAAUCGCAGGUGUUGAGCAAGGAGGACCUUGCAUCUUUCAUCAACGCUGCCGAAUGGCCUCUAUCACCAUCAAUUGCAGGCGCUCCGACAGUUAACUUUGUUAUCUACAUUGGGGACCAACAAAUUGGUCUCGAUUCGGAGACAGAGACGGCACAGUCGUGGAUGUUCCCGCAGUGGGGCAGUGUGUACCUUCUCAAGCUUCCCGAGACGACUACACAUGUAUACAGUGAGACGCUCAAGCAGCCGAUGCUUACAUUCACUGGACAUCUGUUAUCACUUCUGGGUACUCCUCAAUCGGGGUCCCUGUCUUUGAGACUAUCCACACUAUCUCGCAUCAGGUCGGCCGAUCUACUGCUUCGCGCUUCAUCAACUCUGGGCUCAUUAGCACGACUAUCCCUUGCUCUACCCUCAAUCUCCAUCCCUCACAGCGUGGCCGAUGGUGUCGCUUCGACAAUGGACCACCUCCAAAAAGCAUGUACCAGCCUGGGUGCACCCUCUGGACUCUUGCACGCUAGAAUCGCGGAAGAGGAGGCAGAGCGGGCGUUCUUUGAGAAGAGUAUGGUAGGUCAGCUGUAUUUUCCCGACGAGCACAAGAUUGCGGUUUACCUACCGCUUCUUGGACCAGUGGGCGUUCCGCUGGUGAUGGGGUUGAUCAACGAGCUUAGACGGUGGUUUCAAAGGAGGAGACAGAAGGCUAAGGAUGCAGGAGAGAAGAAGGCUCAAUGA
Messenger RNA from Fusarium sp. VM40, 1611 nucleotides. The record is from the annotation of a GenBank genome assembly. Lineage: Eukaryota; Fungi; Ascomycota; Sordariomycetes; Hypocreales; Nectriaceae.